This is a messenger RNA of Microbotryum saponariae, 1816 nucleotides long. Lineage: Eukaryota; Fungi; Basidiomycota; Microbotryomycetes; Microbotryales; Microbotryaceae. The record is from the annotation of a GenBank genome assembly.
AUGGUGCACUCGUGUGGUCUCGUGUAUCUCGCCUUUGUCGGUCUCGUCGGGCAAGCGGUGGCGACUCCUGCGCCCAAUCUUCACAGCCGCGCUGGCAAGAUCUCGACUUCGCUCCCGCUGCACAAACGCGUCUCGCGUAGAUCGAACGGCCUGUCCGAUCUCGACACCCGCAUCGCCCAGCUGCAGGCAACCAAGUCCAAGUACGGUCUCCCUCUCGACGAGGAAGAUUUUAAGGCUACGAGUCGUCUCUCAAAGCGUGCAUCGGGUAGUCAGGUCGCGCUCGCCGGCAACGACGAGUGAGUCGUCCCCUCCGCGGAGAAGAUGACAACGACGUCAGCGCGAAAUCGCCUUGACUGACGAGAUCUAUGGUGGCGGCGUGACUGUGCUCGAUCGAAACCAACCUUGACAGAUCCUACUAUGCCUCCAUUUCUCUUGGUACACCCUCCUACACGUACGAGGUUGCCCUCGACACCGGAUCAGCUGUAGGUCUCCGCGUGCUCCAGCUCGGUCGAGGGAUUUGCCACUCGAGUGCUUGCUGUCGCACGCGCUGACUCUCUAUAUGCACCUACUUUGUCCGAUACAACAGGAUCUGGUUAUGGUAACAUCUGACGACAACAAGCAAGCAUGCGCAUCUGAAUGCACCAUCACGAGCCAGCUCUACCCGGCCACGAACGGAUCUUCGUCGGCCAAAUCGCUCGGCCAAUCGGUUGACAUCGUCUACGGCACCGGGUCUGCUAACGGUGUGCUUGUCGCGGACACGAUGACGAUGGGUGGCUUCACGGCGCAACAAAACAUCGCCGCUUGCGACAACGUUACUGGAUUGACGACCUCGCCGGACCAGUCGGGCCUCAUGGGUCUCGCUUUCCAAGCCUUGUCGGCCUCCGGCUCGAUGCCCUUCUUGCAGGGCCUCUACACCGCCGGCUCCCUCUCGCAGCCGUUGUUCGCGCUUGCUGGCGCAGAACUUGGCCCUCAGGAUGUUCCUUCGUUCGAUGCCGUCGUACCUGGUGGCUUCAUGGACAUUGGUACGACCAACUCGUCGUUGUACACGGGCACGAUCAACUACGUCGGCCUCACGAUCAGCAAAGGUCUUUACUGGCAAAUCCCCCUCGACGCCAUGACACUGCAAGGGACCAACCUCGGGAUCUCAGCUUCGGCCGUGGUCAUCGACUCCGGAACGAACUCGAUCGCCGUUCCCCAAAGCAUCGCCAGCGCCAUCUACGCCGGCAUCUCGGGCUCGCAGGCCAUUCCCAACAGUGGCGGACUAUACGCGUAUCCUUGCGCGACCUCGGUCACGCUGACGAUGACCUUCGGUGGUGUCGUGUACUCAAUGCCGCCUAAGAACUUCAACACCGGAACGGCGACGAAGAGUGGGACUUUCUGCGUUGGAGCCGUUUCUUCGCUCGGCACGUCGCAGAGUGCCAAGGAUACCUUCAUUGUUGGAACGCCCUUGUGAGUGGCCGCGAUCGCUCGUUCUUCGAUCGAGUGACUGACUCGAUGUUUGUGCUCCAUUCCCAGCCUCAUGAGCCUGUACCAAGUAUACCGAUUCGAGCCCGCUGCUGUCGGUUUCGCGACCAUCACGACCGCGUCGGUCUUGACCUCGGGCGGAAUCCCUGAAUCCAACGGCACCUCGGCCUCGGGUGGUCCUUCUUCCGGUAUUAAAACGUCGGCACGUAUCACGGCGACCGGCACGACUGCUGCGUCGGCUACGGGUAGCGCUUCGGGUAGUUCGGGCUCGAGUUCGACCACUCGAGGAUCUGCCUUGGGUGCGAUCCUCGGUCUCGCGAUGACCGCCGGCGCGUUCGCCGCCCUAGCCUAA